Messenger RNA from Ambispora leptoticha, 732 nucleotides. NCBI's taxonomy places the organism in Eukaryota, Fungi, Glomeromycota, Glomeromycetes, Archaeosporales, Ambisporaceae. The record is from the annotation of a GenBank genome assembly.
AUGGUACAAUUAUCUGACGUUGAAUUAUUCGAAGUGGCUUUACUGGAUGCAUUUAUUCGUAAUGGACAUCUUCCACCAAACACAGGAAUGAAUCACACCACGAAUAAAGCAACUUUCAAUCGAUAUUUUACCAUAAAACUUGAUGACAAUCGUCUAAUCUUUCAUAUUGGUCGUGCGGUAUUAAAUGAUCCAAAAUCAGUACAAACAUUUUUACAAGUUUUUCGUGUAGUCCAACCAUUUCCUAUUACACAAUAUUUUGAAUUUCAUCUUCAAGCUUUAACUCAAGAAUUAGCAAUGACAUACCAUAAUGGGGAUAAUACAGGUAGACUCGAGCAUCCAUCCGAGCGAAUUUACACAUUGGACUUGACACGAUAUCAACCUCACGCAAAUGUUACUCGCAUUGUUCACGCGUUUCAUGAAAGAAGCAAAUCCUCGCCAGGUCGUCUUCAACACUCGAAAAAAUCGACGAAAAAUGCAUUCUUGGAGGUUUUGUCUGAUACGAAAAAGUUUGUCGCCGAGCAUCCAGUCUUGGUAGUGGGUACUACUGUUUCUUUGGUUACCAUUGUUUUGUUGCCAUUUUUGUUCCCAGCCGGUGUCACCGCACUCGCUGCUCCUGCUAUGUACGGAAAUUUUGCCGUUACUUGGGAAUCAUUAUAUAAUGAUAAAGUAUCUACAGAAGAGAUUAUUGCUACUUUACGAUCAAUCGGUGCUUAUCAAUCAUAUGUAUAUUAG